Messenger RNA from Gorilla gorilla gorilla (western lowland gorilla), 5691 nucleotides. It is a transcript of the gene ZIC1, whose product is annotated as Zic family member 1. The record is from RefSeq and is a predicted model, not a curated record. Bases 3342 to 4685 code for a protein of 447 amino acids. Gene Ontology annotation, cellular component: nucleus. The transcript is spliced from 3 exons. Gene Ontology annotation, molecular function: RNA polymerase II cis-regulatory region sequence-specific DNA binding; DNA-binding transcription factor activity, RNA polymerase II-specific. NCBI's taxonomy places the organism in Eukaryota, Metazoa, Chordata, Mammalia, Primates, Hominidae. Gene Ontology annotation, biological process: regulation of transcription by RNA polymerase II.
AGACUGACUUUUCUUUUUUGAAGAAUUAUUUUCCCUCUCCCCCUCCCAACAGCUACCCUUCCCCCCUUAGGUCCCCUCCCUUGUUGUGUGUGUGUGUGUGUGUGCGCCCGCGUGUGUUUCCUGAAAGGCGGGCGAGGUGGGUUCAAUAUCUGUUCUCCCUAGUGAGAGGAAUACAGCCUCUAGAGAAAACUUCUCCAUGCAGAUGAGGUUUUCUCAACUACAGGGGAAGCAGGAUCCAACUUCCCCUUGUAGGUAAAAAGACUUAGUGCCUCCGAUAUAUCUUUUUUUUUCCAACCAAGUGUAUAAUAAUUUUUAAAGAUACCUCGGCCCUUUCUUUACCUCCACUCCUCAUUCCAUUCUACUCAAAGUUGGUGGGAAAUGCUGGGCUGCUAGACUCAGACUUGUUGAUGGGAACAGAACAAUUAUUUUUUUUUCCGAAUUUAUAUUUCCCGGCACAAGCACAAAUGCUCAGCACCGGGAAAUCAUCCCGGAUACCCAAGCCGACUUUUGAGCAAGCACAGCCCAUGGAAAGGGCAGUCCCGCCGGCCAGCCCCAAGCGAGAAUCUAGUUGGUGAGAAGACCAGAAAACCAGAAAGUCGAGGAGCGGCGGACGCUGACCCUGCCUUCCUCCAGCCCGUGCAGUCAGCGCUGGCGUCAGGGCAAAAAAUAUAUUCAUUUUCAUUUUCCUCUCGCUGGGGCACGGUGAGUUUCCUAACCGGGCCGCCUAUGAAAGGAUGAGUUGAGGUUUCUUUGUUUGGUAAAAGAGUUUAGGGCUUUGAUUCAGCUGCAAAGAAGCCAAAUGAAGUUAGAAACAAAGGGUAAAUUGAAGGAUUCCGACUCUUGGCUUUUUGUGUUUUCCUUACUAGAAAAUAAUUAGACCUAAUGAAUAUGCAGACGCUUCAGCUAAACCCUCGGCCAGGACUGCUGGGUUUUAAACAGAGCUGCGGAGAAAUGCAACCUUCAUCCCCACAACCCCCCGCAUCCGCGUGCAUUUUUUGAAAUGCAUAAAUGUUGCUCGGCUUAAUUGAUUGAGUCACAGGGAUUUUUUUUUCCUGCUUUUAAGUACCAUACUCCCCUACCUUUCAACAAUCAUUUUAAUAUAUAGUCAAUGGCUCUUUGUGGAAGGGACAAAAAGAAACUACGCGCAGUUGUUGAAUAGACUUUGCGCUAGGCAAAGACAGGUUAAUCGAGGGCCGCAUCGCGAAAACAAGCGAGUGUUGUAUGUUUGCACUGAAUCCAAAUGUCUGCAUUUUCCUAACUAAAUCAAAGGGAGUGUUAUUUCUUUUUCUGCUCACUCAUCUGAAGGUAAGUAAAUUUUCUCUGGCGAUCAAAAGCCUGGUCGGCAACAAAGACCGCGCCCGCUUUUUCCACCGUCCUGGUGUGGCGAGUUGCGGAAUUUCAAUAACUGUGACAAGGGUGACUGAUUUGUGAACUAGAAAAGGUUUGAAUGUCACAAAAUUUACAUUGGUCCUAUCUAUUGGGGAUUUAAAUACCAAAAAAGUAUUCGGGGAUCUCUAGGGAGCUUUGGGCAGCCCAAGGGAACAAUGGCGCAUUGGGAAAUUUACCGUUUUACCUGAAUGAAAGGGGCCCAAGUAGGGAACAGGAGUGAGGAGAGACAGGGUUAGCGGGGGCAGUCGAAGGAGACAACGGAAAGGCAGAAAACGGAAAAAUAACGCAAGAGAGGGAAAAAGUAAAGGAAACUGGCAACAACAUUUCAAAUUUGCCAUUAAAAAAUUCAAACCUCAAUAACCUGGGAACUUAAGCGCUUUCAUCCACCUGUGUGUGUGAGUGUGUGUGUGUGUGUGUGUUUUCGGGGAGGGGGGGUGCGGUGGUGCAGGAAGUCUGAUUAGAUAAAAGCGAGAAAUACAGAGGCUACCGGUUACACUGAGAAAUUACAUUUUUUGUAAAGAGAGCAUAGUGCCCGUGUGCUCCCAAGAUCUUAAAUUAUGAACAGGAGGGGGACAAAGCAAGAGGGAAACAAACUUCAAAAGGAGCAAAUAACAAAAGCCUCUUUUGCUGCCCUUGAAGGGAGGGGGGAAGGGGGAAGAAAGAAAAGAAAGUUGCUGAAUCGGGACAUUCAGGAAGUGCCUUUGCUGUGUUUACCAGCCCCAUCCCCGCCUGCUGCACCCGGAGACGUCCGAAGUCUCUAAUCGCUCAGCGAAGAGUUGGUUUCGGGAAGGGCAGCGCCGGGGUGCGGGAGGGCAAGGGAGGAAGAGGAAUGCAUAUGACUGUGAGAAGGAAAAGUAAUCGUGGCAAAAAAAAAAAAAAAAAAAAAAGAAAAGAAAGAAAAGAAAAAAGAAAAAAAAUUUCCGUGAGAAGAGGGAAAAAAUUUGGCUAAAAAAAAAGUUGCUACUCCUGGCAGCCCUGGUUUGUCAAAAGGGGAUGUCAAGCGCUUUACAAUACCUGGGAUUGAUGAGGCGGGCGGGCCAAUGAGCUGCGCGCGGCGCCUCGGCGCGCCCUCCGUUGGCGCGGCGGCUGCGGGCGGGGGGAAUGCGGACGCACCAAUGGGCGCCAGCGUCGGCAGCACGUGACACCUCCCCCCUGCUCCCAUUCAUCAAGGGGGGGGACGGUGUCGUCCUUUCAAUUCAUUUAUCUGCAGGAAUGAUUGCUGCUAUCAGUCUCGCGCUCACCGCCCGGCUGAGGAGGUGAAAGUUUCUCCCCAGGAAGAUAAACCGCAAAAGACAAUAUUGUGCAUGAUUUGCGCCUUUUCUUUGGCUUUUUCUUUCUUUCUUCUCCCCCCACCCACUUUUUUUUUUUUUUUUUUUUUUUUUUUUGCAAAAAGCAGAGAGGGAAAAACGGAGAGUGAAGGAGCGAGGAGGCGAGCGUGAGAGAAAGGAGAGAGAGAGAAAAGAAAGGGCGAGGGGCUAGUGGAGAAGUGAGGAGGGGCGCGCUGCGCGAGGCGGAGAGAGGGCGAAGCAGUCGCGGCUCUGGCGCUCACAUUCCUCUAUGCUACAAAUCCAGGAGGAAGUUUUUUUGGGGGGCUGAGAUGCUCCAUGCCUUUCCCCGGGCAGCCUUGACGCGCGGCCCUCUCGGCAGAGACUGAGCGGCGAGAAAGUGCGAGCCGGGCCGGCAGAAUCUGCCUGGCGGGCGCUGGAGCCUGCCUUACUCGCGGCCCGCAGCCGUCCGGCUACUUUGCGUUUGGCCCGGCCAGCGCCCGGGCGCGCCGCGCCAUUGCCUGCAGGCUAGGACUUCGCGAGGUGGGUCGACUCCCCCUCCCUCCUCCUCUUCUUCCUCCUCUUCCUCCUCCUCUUGUUCCUCCUCCUCCUCCUCCCGAUUUUCCCUCCUCGGCUGGCGAGGGUGGGGGGGGCGGGGGAGGCCGGGGCUCGCCCCGAGCAGCCACGAUGCUCCUGGACGCCGGCCCCCAGUACCCAGCGAUCGGCGUGACCACCUUUGGCGCGUCCCGCCACCACUCCGCGGGCGACGUGGCCGAACGAGACGUGGGCCUGGGCAUCAACCCGUUCGCCGACGGCAUGGGCGCCUUCAAGCUCAACCCCAGUUCGCACGAGCUGGCUUCGGCCGGCCAGACGGCCUUCACGUCGCAGGCGCCAGGCUACGCGGCUGCUGCGGCCCUGAGCCAUCACCAUCACCCGGGCCACGUCGGCUCCUAUUCCAGCGCAGCCUUCAACUCCACGCGGGACUUUCUGUUCCGCAACCGGGGUUUUGGCGACGCGGCGGCGGCAGCCAGCGCACAGCACAGCCUCUUUGCUGCAUCGGCCGGGGGCUUCGGGGGCCCACACGGCCACACGGACGCCGCGGGCCACCUCCUCUUCCCCGGGCUUCACGAGCAGGCUGCCGGCCACGCGUCGCCUAACGUGGUCAACGGGCAGAUGAGGCUCGGCUUCUCGGGGGACAUGUACCCGCGACCGGAGCAGUACGGCCAGGUGACCAGCCCGCGUUCGGAGCACUAUGCUGCGCCGCAGCUGCACGGCUACGGGCCCAUGAACGUGAACAUGGCUGCGCAUCACGGCGCCGGCGCCUUCUUCCGCUACAUGCGCCAACCCAUCAAGCAAGAGCUCAUCUGCAAGUGGAUCGAGCCCGAGCAGCUGGCCAACCCCAAAAAGUCGUGCAACAAAACUUUCAGCACCAUGCACGAGCUAGUUACGCACGUCACCGUGGAGCACGUAGGUGGCCCGGAGCAGAGUAAUCACAUCUGCUUCUGGGAGGAGUGUCCGCGCGAGGGCAAGCCCUUCAAAGCCAAAUACAAACUGGUUAACCACAUCCGCGUGCACACGGGCGAGAAGCCCUUUCCCUGCCCCUUCCCUGGCUGUGGCAAGGUCUUCGCGCGCUCCGAGAAUUUAAAGAUCCACAAAAGGACGCACACAGGGGAGAAGCCCUUCAAGUGCGAGUUUGAGGGCUGUGACCGGCGCUUCGCUAACAGCAGCGACCGCAAGAAGCACAUGCACGUGCACACGAGCGACAAGCCCUAUCUUUGCAAGAUGUGCGACAAGUCCUACACGCAUCCCAGUUCGCUGCGCAAACACAUGAAGGUCCACGAAUCCUCCUCGCAGGGCUCGCAGCCUUCGCCGGCCGCCAGCUCUGGCUACGAAUCCUCCACGCCUCCCACCAUCGUGUCUCCCUCCACAGACAACCCGACCACAAGCUCCUUAUCGCCCUCCUCCUCCGCAGUCCACCACACAGCCGGCCACAGCGCGCUGUCUUCCAAUUUUAACGAAUGGUACGUUUAAAAUCAGAAACAAAACAUCGAACAAAACCCUAUUUAAGAGACUGAUCACACACGUAUACACAACAUUACUGAAAGAACCCUGCGAAUCAAAACAACCCCCCACACAGACCCCGCAAUCCUUUUUUAAAAAAUCUGCCAAUAGACCCAGGACGAGUAAGAGAGGAAGCAUCAACCUUUUAAAAAUUUCCUUUCGCUUUCAUUAUUUUUCUUUUUUUGGCAAAGGCUUGGUACCCAAGGUGCGGUAGGGGGUCGAGGGGGAGGAGGCCACCUGACCAAAUGCCGCCAACCCCGAGGGCCAGUUUCUUGUCGGAUUGGUACGGGCUCUCUGGGGCUUCGGCUUCUUUUUUUCUUUGUUUUCUUGUAAAUACAGAAUUAUUAGCUUAAAACUGUACUGUUGAAUUCUGUAAAUAGUUAUAUCUCGGUUGGAGCGGGUGGGUGGGAUUGUGGCGUUGUGGUCUUUGCAUUGGGGGAGGGGGGAGGGACCGGAUGGGCGGGGGGAGGGGGAGGGGUGGGCGGCCGAAAGCCAACUGUUUGUACUGAAUGGCAAGAAUGUUCUAGUAAAUGUGUACCAAAAUGUGAAUUACUUUGUACGAUUACAGUCUCCACGUCGACCUAACCCAAUAUUAUUGGUAUUAAUGUGCUUUUUUUGUAUAAAGUGCAAACAUUUCGUCCCAAAGUCUAAGUACUUUAGUGCAGUAAAAUGUUGUUUCACGUCCUGUCAAGAAUUCGUAUAGUACGAGCCUGGAUCUACGUGUCAAACUGUUCCAUUUGUUUAUGUAAAGUGAUAUUAAAAAAGAUAUAAACUAUAACUGUCCGUUACUUUUGGCAAAAGAUACAACCACAUAAUGUAUAUAAUUCCUAGUUUCCAUAUUUAUCCGCAUGUAAAGGGCCAGUUUAUCCAUGUUACAGCUCUUCAAUAUUUAUGGCUAGAAGAACUCGUAUGUACACUUUAGUUUCCAGAACUGUUUGGUAACCUUUCGUACCUUAUUAAAGAUUCUUAAAUCUCA